This is a messenger RNA of Colletotrichum spaethianum, 2715 nucleotides long. Its product is annotated as minor extracellular protease vpr. Gene Ontology annotation, molecular function: tripeptidyl-peptidase activity; serine-type endopeptidase activity. Gene Ontology annotation, biological process: proteolysis. The transcript has 4 exons. Gene Ontology annotation, cellular component: cytosol. NCBI's taxonomy places the organism in Eukaryota, Fungi, Ascomycota, Sordariomycetes, Glomerellales, Glomerellaceae. The record is from RefSeq and is a predicted model, not a curated record. The coding region runs from base 1 to 2715 and encodes 904 amino acids.
AUGCGCAUCUCGGCCACCGUCUCCGCCUUCGCCCUCGCCCUCCAUCUCGGGGGUGUUGCGGCCCUUGGUCCUCGCCAGGAGGAGUCCAGCAGCAACGACGAGAAGGCUACCGUCUUCGUCGCCAAGAGCUUCAUCAUCGAGUACGCUCCUGGGUCGAGUGCCCGUGUUCGUCGCCAGAACGUCGCUUCCACGGACGGCAUCAAGGUCGUCAAGGAGUUUGCCAGCGAUGUCUUCUCUGGCGCCAGCAUCGAGACGGAUACCUUCACCAUCGACACCCUGCAGGAGCUCCCCGACGUCCUCAACGUUUGGGUUAACGAGGAGGUCAAGCUUGCUCCUACCGAGCCCCGGGCUGCCGCUCCCGAGGAUGCUCCCACGUAUUCGACGCACAACGCCACUGGUGUAGCCAAGCUUCACGCUGAGGGCAUCUUUGGCAAGGGCGUCAAGGUUGGUAUUGUUGAUACCGGCAUCUGGUACAACCACCCUGCUCUCGGCGGUGGAUUCGGCCCCGGCUUCAAGGUUGCCGACGGCUACGACUUUGUCGGAGACGGGUCGUACCCGGCCAGCGGUCCCAAGGCUCCUGAUGAAGAUCCUCUCGACACCCGCGGUCACGGUACUCACGUCGCCGGUAUUGUUGCUGGCAAGACCGACUCUUGGGUCGGUGUUGCUCCUGAGGCAACUCUUCACGCUUACAAGGUCUUCUCCAACGCCGCCUCCACUGACACGGCCACGUUGAUUGAGUCCUUCCUCGCUGCUUACAGCGACGGCGUCGACAUCAUCACCGCCAGUAUUGGUGGUGCUAACGGGUGGUCUAACAACGCCUGGGCCGAGGUCGCCUCUCGUUUGGUCGAUGAGGGUGUCGUCGUCACCAUCUCUGCUGGAAACAGCGGUGCCAACGGCCCCUUUUACGGCAGCUCCGGGUCUUCCGGGAAGAAUGUCAUUGCUGUGGCUUCUGUCGAGACCGAGGUCUUCCCUGCUAUUCCUUUUGAGGCUACUUACGGUGGUAGUAAGACUGUCCGCGUGGGAUACCUCCCCUCCGCUGGCUACUUCCCUCCGACCAUUGUUGACUGGCCCAUCGUCGCCCUCAACACCGACACCAGUGCUACUGCUGAUGGAUGCACUCCCUACCCCGCGGGUAGUCCCGACUUGACGGGCAAGAUUCCCCUGGUCCGUAGAGGAACUUGCACCUUCCAGGUUAAGCAGGAGAAUCUUGCUGCUCUAGGUGCUGAGUACAUCCUCAUCUACAACAACGAAUCCCCCAUGACCACCCCCGGCACCGGCAACACCGACACCCAGAUCGCUCUAAUCACUGCCGAGUCUGGAGCAUCUUUCAUCGAGGCCAUCAAGGCCAACACCACCGUCACUGCCGACUUUUCGGUUAACCCCGAGAUCCCUAUUGCUCUUGACUAUCCUGCCGGCAACCGCCCCAACACCUUCACUAGCUGGGGUCUGCUGUACGACAACCAGCUGAAGCCUGACAUUGCCGCACCUGGUGGCAACAUCUUCUCAACCUACCUCAACGGCGAGUUCGCCAUCCUGAGUGGAACUUCCAUGGCUUGCCCCUACGUCGCCGGUGUUGCGGCUCUCUACAUUAGCCAGCACGGCGGCCGCUCCGUCCAGGGUAAGGGUUUUGCCCGCGCUCUGUCGCGCCGCAUCAUCUCCAGUGGUUAUGCCUUGCCUUGGUCUGAUGGCACCGCCACCGAUUACGGUUACAGUGCUCCUCCGGCCCAGGUCGGCAACGGCCAGAUCGACGCCUGGAAGGUUCUUCACUAUGGUACCCAGCUCGAGUUCGAGAAGAUCCAGCUCAAUGACACUCGCUACUUCUCUCGCUACCACGACGUUACCGUCACCAACAACGGCAAGUCUGACGUGACCUACAAGUUCUCCGUCCAGCCCAACGCCGGUGUUGACGCUCUUGCUUGGAUUCCCGCCACGGCCGGCCUUCCCGGCACCAACCGAGUCAAGACCUUUGCCCAGCUCCGCCCCAAGACCUAUACCCCCGAGAUCAGCUUUCCCCGUGACUUCACCCUGAAGUCUGGCGAGAGCAAGACCGUCUCUGUGAACUUUGGCAACCCUGACACCCUUGGCUGGAACACCACCGGCCUGCCCCUGUACGGAGGCAAGGUCAUCAUCCAGGGCAGCAACGGCGAGCAGGUGUCCGUUCCCUAUGCCGGCGUCGGUGCUGACCUCCGCAACACCCUUGGCGGCGUCCACGAGGCCGGUUGGCCCCAGUCCGUCUCCACCGUCGACGACACCCCCAUUGGUGAGAAGGCGACCUACUCCUUCGAUCUCAGCAUCGAGGCCCAGGACUUCCCCAAGAUUUUCCAGAAGCUCCUCUGGGGAACCCGCCAGACUCGCUGGGACAUCUUCGACGCCAGCUGGACGGAGCGCCAGUGGGUCUACCCUCCCGUCGAGGGCCAGAACGGUUACGUUGGCUCUGUCGCUUCGUGGGUUGGCUCCGGCAACGUCCAGACCUUCAACCCGGCGCAGUACGACCCCGAUGAGACCUUCACCUACCCCAUCACCGACGUUGAGCGCAGCGCGGCUGGGCUUUACAAUGAGCACUGGUGGUUCGGCAAGCUGGGCAACGGCAGCCAGAUCGCGCCUGGCGAGUACCAGUUCCGUUUUGCGGCGCUCCGCCCGUUCGGCAACCCCACGCACGCGGACAACUGGGAUGUUUACAAGACGCCCAAGAUCACGGUUACCGGACAGUACUGA